Messenger RNA from Seriola aureovittata, 4638 nucleotides. It is a transcript of the gene stom, whose product is annotated as stomatin. The transcript has 7 exons. Gene Ontology annotation, cellular component: plasma membrane. Lineage: Eukaryota; Metazoa; Chordata; Actinopteri; Carangiformes; Carangidae. Bases 125 to 973 code for a protein of 282 amino acids. The record is from RefSeq and is a predicted model, not a curated record.
ACAGCCCCUACGAGCCAACACUCAGGGCAACAGAGACCAUCGUGCCCAGCAGCAGCUCGCUGGACCGCGGUCCCUCCAGUACACUUAGCUCUAACACUGUUACAUAUUUUGUUUGGCAUUAACCAUGGACAACGAAGACCGUGCAAUGAAAGAAACCAGAAGACGAGAGCGUCAGUCAGCUUUGGAGAAUACAGACUCUGACAUCGGCUUGUGUGGCUGGAUGUUGGUCGGGUUGUCCCUCCUUCUCAUGCUGGUUACCCUCCCACUCUCCAUAUGGAUGUGCAUUAAGAUUGUGAAGGAGUAUGAGCGAGCCAUUAUCUUUCGCCUGGGGCGAAUUUUGCGAGGAGGAGCCAAAGGACCAGGGUUGUUCUUCAUCUUGCCGUGCACUGACAGUUUUAUUAAUGUGGACAUGCGCACCAUCACCUUCGAUAUCCCACCACAAGAGGUUUUGACCAAAGACUCUGUGACAGUGAGUGUGGAUGGUGUGGUCUACUACCGGGUCCAGAAUGCUACUCUGGCUGUGGCUAAUAUCACUAAUGCUGAUGCUGCUACACGGCUGUUGGCCCAGACCACCCUGAGGAACGUCCUGGGUACCAAGAACCUGGCUGAGAUCCUGUCUGACCGUGAGGAAAUCGCACACAGUAUGCAGUCCUCUCUGGACGAUGCAACAGAUGACUGGGGGAUCAAGGUGGAGCGGGUGGAGAUCAAAGAUGUCAAGCUGCCCCUCCAGCUCCAGAGAGCCAUGGCAGCUGAGGCUGAGGCCAGUCGUGAGGCUAGAGCCAAGGUGAUCGCAGCGGAGGGAGAGAUGAACGCAUCACGGGCACUGAAGGAGGCGUCCCUGGUGAUCGCUGAGUCUCCGUCAGCCCUGCAGCUGCGCUACCUGCAGACCCUCAACACAAUCGCUGCGGAAAAGAACUCCACCAUCAUCUUCCCGCUGCCGCUGGACAUGAUGCAAGCCUUCAUUAAACACUGAGUCUUUAUACGCGUUGUUCACAUGUACACACUCACGCAACACAUAUCAUUUACACAUGCAUUUAUAGGCUCUAUGUCCAUUCAGCACGUUUCUUUGAAUCUACUACGCUAACACAACAGAAACAUCUUUGCGUUUGAACACACCACAGACUGUGGUCAACAGUAGAGCCCACCUGUGUGAGGAGAAAUAACUCCAUACAAGGUGGUAGCAGCUGUCUGGACUAGUAAUCAAAAAGGAAAACUAAAACAUGGUCUUUUUUUAUUUCAUUCCAAAGUGCCAAAAUAUUCUUCUAGAUCAAUCAGAAAGCUAAAGCAGAUGAGCAGAAAUUAAAAAGGUUAUCCAGAGCCAAAGGUGCCAAACACACAGCUAAAUCUACACCAGCUAGACUGGUGUCUGCCAAGGACUGACCAAAGUAGGUGCUUUGCUGUAGAAUAUUCAUUAGAUUUGUUAUUGUGAAUUACACUGAUCUCCGUAGUGCAGCUUUAUGUUACACUACAAAUGUAGAUUUAAAGGUUCCCUGGCUGUCGGCAUAGAGGCAGGAGCGCAAACCUUAUCAUCCGUUUUACUAAAGCUUUAAAGGAAAGUGCCAGCUGGAUAUGCAGCCUUACACCUGCGCAUGCACGCACACACACACACACACACACACAUAUAUAUAUAUAUAUAUAUAUAUAUAUAUAUAUAUAUAUAUAUAUAUAUUCUUCUGUUACUACUACUAUCUCCUGAUGAUCUGGCACUCGUACAACCACUGCCAGUAUCGCCAUUGUCAUUUUAUACCCAAAAUUAUAUUCAUGAUAUCCAUAUAUUUGUGUGUGCAUGUUUUUUUAGAUGUUUUAAUCAGGAGAGUGAAUGAAAAAAAGCAAUGACAUACUGGUAUUAAGAUCCUUUAAGUGUUAAGUGUUUAUUAAAUGUUAAUGUUACAUUUUGAAAGCUAUGAGAUGGAUGCACGCAAAAGUUGUAAUGAUGUAAUGUUUAUGUUUGUGUUUGGCAGAAUUUAGCACAUACUAACCAGCUCCAGAGGCAUGCAGAAGUCUUAAAAUAAUCCCUACAGCAAGUAGAGAUUGGCCAGUGGCAUACAAAUAAUAGUGCAGGAACACACACACACACACACACAUAUCCCUCUCUGUUAAACACCUUCUCUCCCGUUACUACAGUCCCAGAUCACAAGCUAAAACGUGGCUGCCAGGUCACUAAGAUUCUUACUGGUUGUCCAGCUGGAUGUCACUAUUUUAUGUUUACAGUGUGCUUUCUAUUCAUACACAGUAUAUGUAAUUUGGAGGCUGGUGGACAAACCUCAUCAGCCCCACAGGUAGUAGUGUGUGUAUUGCAGGGCUGCAGGUCGUUCCUGUCGUUUUGUCCAUCCCCUGGCUUAUUAGUCUGCUCAGAAAGAGCAGGUACAGAAAUGUAUUGCAAAUCUUUCAGCCAAAUGCCUUAACUUACUGCCAUCAAUUAUUUUACAGUCUAAUAUGACAUUUCUAUGCAUUUCAAAAUGGAAAUAAUAAUAAAUUAUGGAUUCUAUUUAUAAAUUUCUACUUAAAUUAGCAAUAUUUUAUCAUAUCAUACAUGCUCUAUAUGUUCUCUCUGAGUGUAACAUAAGCCAAAUAGUAAGUAGUUAUUAUACAUUUCCUUUUCGCAUAUGAAGGAUCAGUAUCUAGUCUAUGUCUGACUUAACACUACUAUAUAUACAUAAUAGGGCUGCACAAUAUAUCAUUUCAGCAUUGUUAUUGUGAUGUGAGCAUGUGCAAUAGUCACAUCACUGGAAGUUAAAUGCUCAAACUCAAACAUGCUAUAAAUUAGAGUGACGUGGGAGUUGAUUUUCAUUUCAGAAAACCCCGUCCCGUCACAAUCUCGGAAGAAUGACUCCUGUCCUAUCCCGUCCCAUGAGAGGACUCUGACUCCAUUGAUGGCAUGGCAUUUUUUACAGUCUCCCACAGGUUGAGCAAUUUCCUUGUGGUGGGUGGCACGGCAUGUUACGGAUGUGCCUGCAGUGACUCCGUAGACUCAGCAGUUUAGAGGGGGAGACUGUAUCACCAGGUAGCUACAGUCUACAGAUGUCCCCUAAACGUCUCACAUGCAGACUAUCGGUAGAAGCCACAAUUUACCGAUGUUCCCUAAACGCAUUCGGCUGCAUACAGAGCAGCCUCUAGUCUCCACUCAGUUACUGCAGCACAGCAGCUUAGACAGGAGUCAAAACUGCUUCAAUUUGAUUGUUAUUAUGAUUCCUGUCCAGUCCGCUCCCGUUGACUUUUUUUUUCCUGGUUCUGUCCCAGUCACAUGAUCAAUAAUGAAAUUGAUUCUCAUGCUACAGGAAUCCUGUGACCCACAGGAUUGCCUAAAAAUUGUUAGCCUCUACUACAACUUUCUUGCAAUAUUGCAAUGUCAUGUCGUGCAGCCCUAAUACAUACUGUAUACAUAUGUAAUUGCAUUCUGUGAAUUAUCAUUGUUUUACUGUGGGUAGUUGGAGGGUUCAAGUUUGUCACAACUGGGCCUAGGUUUAAUCUGACAUUGUUAUAAAUAGGUAUUUUUCAUUUAUUUUUAUUCUAGAAUAUGACACCUGUUGCAUUAGUUUACUACUGUAGCUCCUGUAUAUUAGAUUUACUGUUACUUUGCUACAGCUACAAUAAGCCUUUCAUUGGGGGAACCAUUCAGACCUGUUGAGUUUACUCUGUUGUAGAAAUAGGAGAGGUUGUUACAUUAACUGGCAGCACGACCACACUGUGUUGAUGACCACUAUGCAGCUACUCUGCUUCUGCUCUCACUUCUCUAAUCGUUUGACUUUCACUGAAAAGAGAAACCCCAUCAUGAAAAUGAAGGCUUUGUUUUAGUAUCUGCCUUGUUUUUAAAAAAUGUUACACACAUGAAUAUUUUUUUAAAGCUUUAUUUAGGAUUUAUGGUAGAUUUGUUAGUUUUUGCAGCUAACUACUUUUUUUCUACACUUUGCUAAUGUUUGAUAUGGUUUUAUCUUGAUAUAAUACUUACAUAUAUAUAUAUAUAAACAUAUAUAAAGACUUGAAAUAAAGAUCCUCUUAAAAAAAUUUUUCUAUGGAUUUCAUUCUUUCAGAAGAGCGCAGCAAGUGUUUGUAAAAAGUAGAGAAAUUACACUUUAACAUGUUUAAUUAGGUUUUAUUGAAAUGAUAACAAGUCUUAGGGAAACCUCAAAGUGUCACAGAAGACCUAACUGGUUGGUAAAGCAGCAAAGCAUCGGUUUCCCACUGUAGCAUCACACAAGCUUCAUGGGCAUAAAUCUGGCAUUUUAAAAAAUAAUAAAUAUAAGUGACAUCUUAACUGAAGGUACAAACAACUUUUCUAUAAAGGCAUUCUUACACUAGAACAGUACCUUUUUAAAACGGUUCAAAGUUGAACAGGUUAACUGUAAACUAGAGGAAAGAAUAUUAAGGCAUCGGUUGUAUUGCUUUUAAUAAGCAGUGUUUGCUUGGCAGUGAGUUUUCCAAUGCUGACACCAAGGCUUUAAACUUGCUAUAUGUUUGCUGUUAUUACAUUUCACUAGUGAAAAGGCUUUAUUGUCAAAAUAUGAAAUAAAUGAGAAAGAUUGCCUUCAAUAACAGUCAUAGUACUAGACUAUUUAGUGCAAAACACUAUAGGAAGCCUGUGUAUCUGUUAAAGCUCUACUGUUAUUGGUUGGUUGAAUUAAAAUACUGCUUUAUAGA